This is a messenger RNA of Gamsiella multidivaricata, 1830 nucleotides long. Its product is annotated as pseudouridine synthase. The record is from RefSeq and is a predicted model, not a curated record. Gene Ontology annotation, cellular component: box H/ACA snoRNP complex. Gene Ontology annotation, molecular function: pseudouridine synthase activity; RNA binding. Lineage: Eukaryota; Fungi; Mortierellomycota; Mortierellomycetes; Mortierellales; Mortierellaceae. Bases 376 to 1830 code for a protein of 484 amino acids. Gene Ontology annotation, biological process: rRNA pseudouridine synthesis; mRNA pseudouridine synthesis; snRNA pseudouridine synthesis. The transcript has 4 exons.
CGUAGAUUCGACCACAUACUUUGGAUGGGGCAAAGCUACAGGGCGCAAACAGCCCGUUUUAUCCUGCAGGCUGCAAAACAAGGGGCAGAAAAAAUAGCGAUCAUAAUAGUCUAAUUAAGGGUGAGAAAUCACUGUUUACAUUUGUGAGGCCAAGUGGCUCAGAAAAAAAAAAAGCAGAAGCAGAAGCAGAAACAGUGGAAGGCCACGGGCAAGAGAAGCAAGGACACUUUCUCCCCACCCAUUCACUACCGCCAUCCCUCAGAAACUGUAUUCAGCUUUUUGACAAUAAAAAGUUUCGACACAGUCAGCUAAGGGCAGAGAAUCAAGGAAGAAACGAAACACGAAGCAGUAGCGAAAGGAACAUACACAGGAACCAUGUCUACCAAGUCUAAGAAUAUUGAGGAAACCCAGCGGAAGGGCGACUUUACCAUCAAGCCUUCAGAUGCAACCCCCACCUUGAACACUGCCGACUGGCCCUUGUUGUUGAAGAACUACGAUAAGCUGAACGUCCGCACCGCUCACUACACCCCUAUCCCUAGUGGUUGCUCUCCCUUGAGACGUGAGCUCGCUGAAUACGUCAGAUAUGGUGUCAUCAACUUGGACAAGCCCGCCAACCCUUCCUCUCACGAGGUCGUCGCCUGGGUCCGUCGCAUUCUUCGUGUUGAGAAGACUGGUCACAGUGGUACUCUCGACCCUAAGGUCACUGGAUGCUUGAUUGUGUGCAUUGACCGUGCUACCCGUCUGGUCAAGUCCCAGCAGGGUGCCGGUAAGGAGUACGUGUGUAUCCUCCGUCUCCACGACGCCAUCGAGUCCGAGAAGAAGUUGGCACAGACCCUCGAAACCUUGACUGGCGCCUUGUUCCAGCGCCCUCCUCUGAUCUCUGCCGUCAAGCGUCAGCUCCGUAUCCGUACGAUCCACGAGUCCAAGCUGCUCGAGUUCGACAAUGACCGCCACUUGGCUGUCUUCUGGGUCGCAUGCGAGGCUGGAACGUACAUGCGUACGAUGUGCGUGCACAUGGGUCUGUUGCUCGGCGUUGGAGGACACAUGCAGGAGCUUCGUCGUGUGCGCUCAGGACAUAUGGGCGAGGAGGAUGAUAUUGUGACGAUGCACGAUGUUCUGGACGCUCAGUGGAUGUACGACAACACCAAGGACGAGUCGUACCUGCGCAAGGUCGUUCGCCCUCUCGAGACGCUCUUGACCACCUACAAGCGUAUUGUUGUCAAGGACAGCGCCGUCAAUGCCAUCUGCUACGGAGCCAAGCUCAUGAUCCCCGGUCUUCUCCGCUACGAGUCUGGAAUUGAGGUCAAUGAGGAGGUUGUGCUUAUGACCACCAAGGGAGAGGCCAUUGCUCUUGGUAUUGCUCAGAUGACGACGGCUGUCAUGGCUACGUGCGACCACGGAGUUGUCUCCAAGAUCAAGCGUGUGAUCAUGGAACGCGAUACCUACCCCCGUCGCUGGGGUUUGGGACCCAAGGCUCAGGAGAAGAAGAAGCUGAUCAAGGAUGGCAAGCUGGACAAGUAUGGUCGCCAGACUGAUGAGACACCUGAGGGCUGGAAGAAGGGCUAUGUCGACUACAACCGCGAUGACCCUAUCGCACCUGUUGUUGCUGCUGUUGCAGUUAAGAAGGAGGAGGACGAUGAGGAAAAGAAGCGCAAGGCUGCCGAUUCGAGCGACUCUGAGUCUGACAAGAAGAAGGAGAAGAAGAAGGCCAAGAAGGUCAAGACCGAAGAGAAGGAGGAGAAGAAGGACAAGAAGGAGAAGAAGGAGAAGAAGGACAAGAAGGAGAAGAAGGAGAAGAAGGUCAAGAAGGAGGACUCUGACUCUGACUAA